AUGCUCAUCUACUUCUCAUCGCACCCGAAAUCGAGGGUCCAAAACCUGAAAAGAAGAAUCCCUUUGCUCAGCGCAAAAAAAACAACUGUCAAGAGAGAGCGAGAUGACGUCUAUCCCGAACGCAAAGGUCUUAAUAAGCCGGACUUUGUAGGUGAGUCGCCAUUGGACGUGCUUUUCGCCAAACUCGAGAAGAUCUUGGACAAAGAGCUCCCUGAGACGACAGUGGAGUCUGUAUAUGUGGCACUUUUUACUGACAACUUCCCUGACGACCUGGAACUGGCCCGUUAUAAGGUUGUCGAUCAACUUCUAGACUAUCUUCUAGAUAUCCAGAAGUAUGCCAUAGUAGCCAAGGAGGCAUCGAAGACGAAAGAUCUUAUUAGCAUCUCUCUUCAUGAUAUCAAGACGUUUGCCAAAUUAGUCAACGUCAUCAUCAUGUUGGGAAUAUACCCGGCCAUAGGAGCAUUCAGCAUUGGAAUACCAUUUGAGAAAAGAAGACUCAGUGAUUUCGGAAAAAAGGUGUUUAAGCCAAUAAAAAUCACGCCCAUUGCACCUUCACAGGUUUCCAAUACGGCCACAAAUCGCUUUUCUCGUCAUUCUGAAAUGCUACAAUUGGUUUACCGCAAGCUAUACCUGAUUUUCAACAUCGAUUCUGAUGUGAGGGAGCUUUUACUCAAAGGCUCUGGAUACUCUGACUUCUUGACGGUUGCAAUCACACUCAUCACUGUGCCAUACUUUGAGAAAUCCGUCAAAGCGUCAGUGUCUCGGGAUUAUGAGCAGAUCACCUCGUUUGCUGCUACUUACGAAUUAUAUCAGGACUACACCUUACUCAUCAACACACCUUCUCCUUCCUAUUUCAAGCAAUUUGUCAUGGACAAGCUACAGCUCUUGCCAUCUAGUGCACCGAAAGGUGACGGUGUGUUGACUGUAGUGGAAUUUGUACUUGGACUAAGAGACCAGGAGGAGAUCAAGGUGGAGAAACUUGAUCAUGUUGCCAGUAUACUUCUCCUGAAGCCCAAAUCUCUCACCACUAUUGAGUAUUUCACCUCGAUUGGCAACCAGUGCUACAAUAUUCUCGUCAACAUCAACAGACCCACCAUAUCCACAACCAUAUGCCAUUUUAUGGAGAAAUUAUGGUUGAAGAAUCCCCGUGUGGUUCAGGAUUUCUUUCUCAAGCGCAUUUGGGAAAAUCUCAAUCCGCCAUCCGACUCCACUAAGUUGGUGUUGGUCGGAGAGAUUGCAUUGAACAAUAAUAUCAAUGUGCUCAUCUCAUUGACACAAAGAGGACUUACAAGUGAUCUUUUGGUUGCCCUUUUCAUGCCUAUUGCUGUUCCACUUUGGUCUUACUAUGCAUUUUUGAGACCCCACGGCAAAUCCAGUGAUAUUACUCAGAACAUUAUUGUGGGAUUUUUGACUUUAGUGGGAGACUCGGAGAACUUUGCUGUCGAUGCGUUGGAUUCCAUGGCGAAGAACUUGGUGUCAGAUGGAGGAGAGCAUUGGAAGUUUCGUCUAGGGCCAAAUCAGCUUGUGGAAAUUUGUCCCGAUAAUGAAGGCAUGGAUGCUGUUGAUGCAGAGAAGAAAGUGCUCUCGUUCAUUAAGCUACUUGACUCAAAUUGCAAACUGUUUGUGGAAUUGCUCAAGCAGGUCGACCAUGAAGUGAUUCUGAAAUUGUUUGUGAGAAUUCUUUCUAGAUGGCUCAAAGACCAAUCUGUUGAUACCAGUUUGGGAGAUGAGAAUCCAUUUGUUAAAUUGAUCGAUCUUAGACUCCUCGAAAGUAUCGGAAAUGAGUUUAAAGACAGGUUGGCGCAGUCUCCUUUUGAUAUAUUGGACCUUGUCUCGACAAUCUUACAAUAUAGAGUGAAGAACGAAUCUGGAGCCUCCAAAAUGGACGUUGACGAAGGCGCAGAUUCUGAUGAUGAAGAUUCUGAUGAUGAGCAAGAGGAUUCUGUCAAUAGUGACGUCGUUUCCACAGUUUUGGAGCUUCUCUCUGCUAUCAUCCUGGAAUCUAAUCCCGCAGAAAUUGAUGAAAGGUGCAGAGACAAAUUGAAAGUUAUUCUCCGUCUGUUGAAGUCUCGCUACCUGGACUUGUCAACAGCCAAGGCACUUGGAGAGAGAAUCAGUCUCCUCCUCAAUGGCGAUGCUCCUACUACUGAUGAGACAGAGGCGCAGAGAAGAAUCUUGACAAGGGCAAUCACCAACCUCAAUGACCCCCUCGUUCCCAUUAGAGCCCACGGGUUGUAUCUUUUAAGGCAAUUGGUUGAGCAACAGAGCUCCGUUCUCACAGUUGACUUUGUUGUGAAUUUGCACUUGAUGCAAUUGAAAGACCCGGAACCGUUUAUUUAUUUAAACGUCAUCAAAGGUUUAGGCAGCUUGCUUGAGUGGAACGCUGGAGAUGUUCUUCCCAUUUUAUUGCUGAUCUACACAAAUACUGAUAAUAGUGAUGAUAAGGACAAGUUUGAGACUAAAGAGGAGAAAACUGAGAAUUUGGACGAACGUUUGAGGAUUGGAGAAGUUCUUUUGAGAUAUGUUCAACAACAGGAUGAGGCAUUCACGGGACAAAAUGCCAAGAUGGUUUUCAAUGCUGCUCUCAAACUUAUCAGGCGUCCCGCAAAUGAUGCUGACAGAAUCGAUGACCGCUUGAGGAUGUCUGCAAUGUCCAUUCUUGGAGUUUGUUGCAGUGUGAAUCCUUUGGGUGUCUACGGCAGCUUGGAGUUGGCCUUGGAUUGUGCAUUGGGAAUCCUAGACCUUGAAACCGGUAAAGAUAGUGCCAUAAUGAGACGCUCGGCGGUGGUGCUCAUCUACGAUUUGAUAGCCGGCACUUCGAAGACAGAUAAGGUUCCUUUCCCCAAGCUGUAUAGAGAUAAAGUGUUAACACUGUUGAGGUAUGCGGUGGAGCAAGAUAACGAUUUGUUGGUCAGAGAGCAAGCACAAGAUGUUCUCAACUACAUUGAAGAGCUUGUCAGAAUUGCAAUGGACGUCGAUGGGGCUUAA
Sungouiella intermedia is the source of this 2988-nucleotide messenger RNA. The record is from the annotation of a GenBank genome assembly. NCBI's taxonomy places the organism in Eukaryota, Fungi, Ascomycota, Pichiomycetes, Serinales, Metschnikowiaceae.